AUGACUGAGUUUAGGGGGAGGCAGCCAUGUGAUACCUUAAGGCAAUGUCGUUUGCCCGGUGCAUAUCAGGCUUAUCAUCCCAGUUUCAAACACUUAAAAUCUGUUAGUGUACAGAAAGGCCACUUUGCUGUUUAUGUUGGAGAGACCAAAAAGAAACGAUAUGUGAUUUCCGAUCUCGUAUUCAGGACAUCUUUCGUUUCAAAAUUUGCUAAAUCAGGCGGAAGAAGAGUUCGGGUUUCAUCAUCCAGUGGGUGGUCUCCCAAUCCCAUGCAGAGAGGAAAUCUUCAUUGA
Molecule: messenger RNA, 291 nt
Organism: Thlaspi arvense
Lineage: Eukaryota; Viridiplantae; Streptophyta; Magnoliopsida; Brassicales; Brassicaceae
Source: the annotation of a GenBank genome assembly